Messenger RNA from Bombina bombina (fire-bellied toad), 1465 nucleotides. RefSeq names its product splicing factor U2AF 65 kDa subunit-like. Gene Ontology annotation, cellular component: commitment complex; nuclear speck; U2-type prespliceosome. The record is from RefSeq and is a predicted model, not a curated record. Lineage: Eukaryota; Metazoa; Chordata; Amphibia; Anura; Bombinatoridae. The transcript has 2 exons. Bases 113 to 1465 code for a protein of 450 amino acids. Gene Ontology annotation, biological process: female sex differentiation; mRNA processing. Gene Ontology annotation, molecular function: poly-pyrimidine tract binding; pre-mRNA 3'-splice site binding.
AAGCUCUUGGCUAAUAGCCUGACUUCCAGCAGCCUCUCCUUCCUCCCAAAGAGAACAAGAGCACGAGAAGGGAGUGCGAGCUGGCGCCGCCAUCACUCUAAACGCUGCCAGCAUGUCGGAUUUCGACGAGUUUGAGCGGCAGCUGAACGAAAACAAACAAGAGCGUGAUAAAGAGAAUCGCCACAGAAAACGCAGUCAUAGUCGCUCUAGAAGUCGUGAGCGAAAACGUCGAAGCCGCAGUAGAGAUAGGAGAGCAAGAGAACAACGCAGUGGCUCUAGGGACAGGAGGCGGCGCAGCCGCUCCCCAAGACAUGAGAAGAAAAAGAAGAUUUGCAAAUACUGGGAUGUCCCCCCUCCUGGUUUUGAGCAUAUCACACCAAUACAGUAUAAAGCCAUGCAAGCUGCAGGGCAGAUUCCUGCUACAGCUCUCCUUCCAACGAUGACACCGGAUGGAUUGGCUGUAACUCCCACCCCCGUACCUGUUGUUGGCAGUCAGAUGACCAGACAAGCCCGUCGUCUUUAUGUUGGAAAUAUUCCUUUUGGCAUCACUGAGGAAGCAAUGAUGGACGUUUUUAAUGCCCAAAUGCGCCUUCGUGGUUUGACCCAAGCACCAGGCAACCCGGUGUUGGCUGUGCAAAUAAAUCAAGACAAGAACUUUGCUUUCCUUGAGUUUCGCUCUGUUGAUGAGACAACACAGGCAAUGGCCUUUGAUGGCAUAAUUUUUCAGGGCCAGUCACUUAAAAUUCGUCGUCCUCAUGAUUAUCAGCCCUUGCCUGGCAUGUCUGAAAACCCGUCCGUGUAUGUCCCAGGGGUGGUAUCCACUGUUGUCCCAGACUCUGCACACAAGCUUUUCAUUGGAGGUUUACCCAACUAUCUGAAUGAUGACCAGGUUAAAGAAUUACUUACAUCUUUUGGCCCAUUAAAGGCCUUUAAUUUGGUAAAAGACAGCGCCACAGGCCUUUCAAAGGGAUAUGCCUUCUGUGAAUAUGUGGAUAUAAAUGUCACAGAUCAGGCCAUUGCAGGUCUAAAUGGGAUGCAAUUAGGGGACAAGAAUCUGUUGGUACAGAGGGCAAGUGUUGGAGCCAAGAAUGCAACUCUGAGCACAAUAAAUCAGACCCCUGUUACUCUUCAGGUUCCUGGUCUAAUGAGCUCCCAGGUGCAAAUGGGAUGUCAUCCAACAGAGGUGUUGUGCCUGAUGAAUAUGGUCUUACCAGAAGAGUUAUUGGAUGAUGAUGAAUAUGAGGAAAUUGUUGAGGAUGUGAGAGAUGAAUGUAGCAAAUAUGGCAUUGUGAAAUCCAUUGAAAUACCCCGGCCUGUUGAUGGUGUUGAGGUUCCAGGAUGUGGCAAGAUGAGACUGAACAGACCAAUCGCGCCCUACAAUGCAACCAUUCAGGGGAAGAACGCUGGAGCAGUUGAUGGCAGACCUGAAACAGUUAUAGCAGGAUUUACAGCUUCCAAUAUUUAA